Rhagoletis zephyria (snowberry fruit fly) is the source of this 2019-nucleotide messenger RNA. Lineage: Eukaryota; Metazoa; Arthropoda; Insecta; Diptera; Tephritidae. The record is from RefSeq and is a predicted model, not a curated record.
AUGUCGACAAAUCAUCGGUCAAUGCAGGACUACGAUCAGCUGGCCCACACUUCCACUCACUACGACUAUGGCACCUCAUCCUCCUCCUCAGCAGCAGCAGCAACCUCCAGUGCAAAGAACAACGGCAAGGUCAGCCUGGAUGACUUCAUCUACGAGCUCAAGCAGCGCAAUGAGGAGAUGGGCGACAGCAACCACUACCCCCACCUCAACGGCAGUGCCCACUACCCGAAUGGCGAUCUCGAAGUUCCCUCCUCAUCUUCCUCCUCCACCUCCGCCUACCUCAACGGCACCCGUGAUUCUAGUCAGACGAAUGGGCACCACAGUGGGAAACAGAAUGGCCAACCGAAUGGCAGCCACCACCACUACCCCACCUACGACACCCAGCACCUUCUGGGGCAACUGGCCCAAAAGGAAAAGGAUCUCGUGCUAGCGGCGGAGCUAGGCAAGGCGCUGCUCGAUCGCAACGAAGAGCUCACUCGCACCAAUGAACAGAUAAACGAGGAGUACACGCGCAACCUUGAGUCAGUCANGAAUGGGCACCACAGUGGGAAACAGAAUGGCCAACCGAAUGGCAGCCACCACCACUACCCCACCUACGACACCCAGCACCUUCUGGGGCAACUGGCCCAAAAGGAAAAGGAUCUCGUGUUAGCGGCGGAGCUGGGCAAGGCGCUGCUCGAUCGCAACGAAGAGCUCACUCGCACCAAUGAACAGAUAAAUGAGGAGUACACGCGCAACCUUGAGACCUCGCAGCGUGAAUCACUGCUAGAAAAGGAGAUCCAGUCGCUGAAGGAGCAGUACCAGGCAAGACGAACCAACGUCACCGACCACAUUGGACAACUUGAAGGUCUUCGGGAUGAGAUUAACCUGCUCAGCCGACGAAAACACGAGUUGGAAAGUAAAAUAUCCUCCCUGAACGAGGAGAAGGACUCUAUCUCGAUGUCACUUGACGAGUCGCAGUACCGCAUUCUUUCGCUGGAAAAGCAGCUGCACGAGAAAGACCACCUCAUUGGCAGUCAACAGAAGGAUCUUGAUGAGCUUAGGAGGCUAAACACACAGUACCAAAACCGCAUUGACAACUUUGCAAAGAUGCGAUCCUUUGAAGCCUACAAAAUGCAGGGCUCAUCUCUGUACAAUGAAAUUGAAAUGUCCUCACACUCCUCUGGUGACGACAUUCACCUACGCAAUUCGCCAAACUACUUCUCAGAAGAGGACAUUGACUCGUCGCCUGAUAAUAUGUGCUUUCAGUGUGCCAAGCACAAACAAGAACUGUUUGAUGCAUUCAACAAACUGAAGAGUCUGUACGAGGAGUUGUACAGGCGGAGGGUGGGCGAUUCGGCUGCAGCUGCAUCUGCAAGCCAGCUGAAUGUGGUAUCCUCCAACUCAAACCACGACAGCGGCAUUCAGGCCAACUUGAGCGGCAUUGAAGAGCUAAACUACGUCAUUUGUGAUAUUCAGGAGCUUAUUAAAAGUCUCGAUUUUAUGCAAUGCAUCACCUGUCAGGAGUUUAACAGCGAGCGAAGCGAACUGGAGAGAGUUCGCAAGGAGAACAGCAGCUACAAAGAUCAGGUGCAAAAGCUGAACGCCGAAGUGAUUCGCCUGACGGCCUCGUCGACACUGCUCGAGGCAGAGCUGACCACGCUGAAGGAGGAGAACACCGUCCUGAGAGGUGACGUCGAGGGCAUGGCCACACUGUCGCCCGAUGAAAUUGUCAAACGUGCCUGGAAGAUGCGCGACGACACCAUUGCCCGCAAGAAAACCGUUGAGAUUGAGCUGGCAAAGAUUCGCAUUGAGUUGAUGCACGUUAACAGUCAACUGCUGGAGACCAUUCAGCAGAAGGUUGAACUGUCACAACAGCUCGAACAGUGGCAGGUCGACAUGGAGCAGCUCAUUGAGGAGCAGUUGAAAAAUAAGCUGAGCUUACAAGAGAAGAGCAAAGAGACGGCGACGAGUGAGAGCCCCGUCAGGAAGGAGAGCAACCUCUUUGACCGAAUUCGCUUUCCCAAACUGCUCAGAUAG